GUUCUACCCUGAAAACGUACGGCUGAUAAUGUCCCAGGCGACGCCGUAGCACUGGAUCUUCUGCUGAUGUAGCCGAAUGCCCUGACGCUGGCAAGACCGGCCCCAGCAUGCCGACUACAAAUUCCGCUCCAGCCAGUGUCCGACCUAGACGGAAUACAGCAAGAACGUCCGCUAGAGAUCCCUGGGGAGAGGAAAAGCUUCUAACCAGUAUGAAGUCGCCUCUUAUUGAUAUAGAUCUUGUGAAAUUACUCGCGAAGCCCGAAGCAUGGAAUUGCCUUGACGAAGUUGAGAAAAGACAAAUUCUAGACUUGCUCCCAGAUCACAUACAUCCUAUCCCGGACCCUCCCGGAGAGGACGGCACAGAAGCCAAGAUACCACCACUACCGGAAUCCUUCCUACGUUAUUCCAACCAUUGGCGAAAUGGCGUGCGUCAGUUCCAAGUCGAUUUAGAGAACGGUCGCUACGACCCAGAGUGGUUGCGCCAGGCCGCGGAGGCCAGCCAAGAGAGAGCAGAGGGGCGUUUCGACAAAUUCAAGGAAGAAGAGUUUGAGCAGUUCUGGGGGCAAAAGCAGAAGUUGAAUUACUCUGUUAUCGCUGGAGAAAGUUCCCGGGUGAAAUUGGUGACAUUGAUCGAAGAGGGGCUCGUCCGAGUUGGCGAUGUUUGGAAGUAUUCACGCAGUUUCGGCAAAGGGGGUUCCAGAAUUUUAGUCGAAAAGGAGGCCAAGAUUAUGGAGAUCAAUGGGGCAACCCUCUCGUUUGUUAUCCCUCCCGGCCAGCGCGUCUUCGUUCCGCAAACACAAAGCCCGGUGACCCAUGAAUCACCUCGAUCUAACAGUAGUACAGACCACGAAGUACACGCUGAAAAUGAAGCGAGUGUCGUCAUUGCUACAGACAAAGAGAUGUCCACGCCUCCUGGCGGGAAAAGGAAAAACAGAAAUUCCAUGAGAUCCAGGCCUGAAGCCCCAAAGAGAUCACGAAGGAAUAAACAGGAUCAGAACUGUACAGAGAGCCAAUUCCAAGCCAAGGAAGAUGAGGAAGUCCUCCCCAUUUCAGAGUCUGAAAAGGAAGAAACACCUGCGACGAUGCAGAACAGCAACCAAGAAGCCGAGUCCGGUGCCAUAGAAGCCUCCUCCAACCCAUCUGAUAAAGAGCCUGAACAGCGUGGGCAGCAGGUGAAAGAUGAGCUAUCUUCAAGUUCGAACGUCUCGGUGAUACAAGUGCCAAAUAUCACUGGGCCUCAGGCCCUUGUGACCCGGAUCCUGAAAACUGACGGCCGCAUCACUCAUCCUCCAAACGGGAAUGCUUGGAAAGAAAUUCGUUGCUACAGGAAUAAUCAGGAUAUGGGCAGUCUUUGGGAAAUAAGAGAAACUUGGUUCGUAAAGCAGAACUAG
Molecule: messenger RNA, 1391 nt
Organism: Monascus purpureus
Lineage: Eukaryota; Fungi; Ascomycota; Eurotiomycetes; Eurotiales; Aspergillaceae
Source: the annotation of a GenBank genome assembly